CCAGUUUUCCAUGAGCCGACAAAGACCGUCCGAUCUCUGACUAUUAGGUGACGUGGAUGCUUUUGUCACCGUUCUUUCACCCUUGACUUUCCAGCUCCUUACAAACCCUUUUCCCUCUAUUUCUCUACCUUGCUCCGCCGUUUUGGAACCCUUCGCUCCGAUCUUUCAAACCGGCUUCGAUUUUCCGUCUCGCUAGGGGUUUAAUCUUUGCGGAUCUGAGGAGGUUUCGAUCUGUGUCGGCGCUUUUGGUUUUAAAAGCUGUUUCUAGCUAGGGUUUGGGAGGUUUCUGAGCUGUUUUUCGAGCUGGAGGAAGGAAAUCGAGGGUUUUUCUGUGGAGAUCUGUGGUGCGAUCUAAUGGCGACGGAAUUAAAACAGCAGAAGCCUCUCGAAGGUGUAAUGAAGAAUCUGAAAAUAGAUCGUCCCUCUGAUGUCAGCCAUCCUACUAUGGUUGCUUCGAAGGAUGGAAGCCCGUCUGAUGCAACGUCCUGUAUCUCCUCGUCAGGAGAUGCGACAGGCAGUGUUAAGGAAAGUGAAGUGGAUCAUGAGUCUUUGAUGGCUGAGCAAGGAGUGUAUUAUUCACCCAGUAGCUACUAUGGAUACUAUUACCCAGGAUAUGACGCUUCGUUUGGAGAAUGGGAUGAUCAGGGUUACUUUUAUGGGACUGAUGGAUUGGAUCAAUAUCCUGCCUUUCCAGCAGAUAAUGGAUCUCUCCUUUACUAUAUGCCGGGGUUUCAACCUGGCUAUAAUCCUUACAGUCCAUACUCACCUGGAGGUAUGGUUGGUGUUGAUGGACAAUAUUUGAGUCAACAACCAUACUUAUCGAGCCCAGUGUUUUCACAGCCCAUGACUUCCCCAGGAUAUUACGCUUCUCCAGUUCCAUAUGGAUCAGAAGUAGCACCAGCAUAUCUGUGGGAUCCAUCUAUAUUCGGUGAUGGGGCCCUUGGUAGUGGCUUUAGUGGAGGUCCAACAGUCACCGGACCCAAGCCCAAUUACCCUGCCGCAAGUCAUACGCUUGCUCCUCCGAAACCUACACUACCCUCUAAAUCUAAUAUACUAGAAACAAAAGGCUCCUUGCCACCAUUGAAUGUGCCUCCAAGCACUGCCCUUCAUAACCAAUCUCUGAAGCCAACAAAUAAGGUAUCACAACAUGGGUUUCAAUCCCCUGCUCUCCUGGCAAAGGGUUACUUUCCCAUAUCUAAGUUCCCAUCAUUCCCCAGCCAUGGGAAGAGUGACUUGCGCUACCCAAACAGUCCUAUCAAUAUCAAAGCAAACGAGCGAGGUUGGGGAGGCACUGAAAAGCCUAAAACGAGAGCCAAGGCCAAUGGGAUGAGUGAUUUUGACUUGCUGAAUGAACAGAACCGUGGCCCAAGAACCAAUAGUGCCAAAAGUGCGUGGGUAUCGGAGGUUGGUCAAGCUGGAUCUCCUGGUGCUGAGGGCAAAGACAAUAGCAGCAGCUCUAUUAUAAUCAGGAGGGAUCAAUACAACCAUCCAGACUUUCCAACCAAAUAUGAACAUGCUUUUUUCUACGUAAUAAAAUCAUACAGUGAGGAUGAUGUCCAUAAAAGUAUUAAGUAUAAUGUUUGGGCGAGCACUCCGAAUGGAAAUAAGAGGCUUGACAGUGCAUACCAAGACGCGCAAGAGAGAACGGGGGAGAAAGGCAGCAAGUGCCCUGUGUUUCUUUUCUUUUCGGUAAAUGCCAGUGGUCAGUUCUGUGGAAUAGCUGAGAUGACUGGCCAUGUAGAUUUCAACAAGAACAUGGACUUCUGGCAGCAGGAUAAGUGGAAUGGAUUUUUUCCGGUCAAGUGGCACAUUAUAAAGGAUGUACCAAACCCACAGUUUCGUCAUGUAAUACUGGAGAACAAUGAAAACAAACCCGUUACUAAUAGCAGAGAUACACAGGAGGUGAAAUUUCCUCAAGGCAUUGAAAUGUUGAACAUUUUUAAGAACUUCACUGCCAAGACAUCCAUAUUGGAUGACUUUGGGUUUUAUGAAAGCCGGCAGAAAGCAAUGCAGGAAAAGAGGAUCAGACCACUGACGCUACACCCAGAGCAAUUACAGAAAGCAGAUGAAGGCCAGCAUGUGACCAAGGCAGGUGAUUCAAAUUCUAUUGUUGCUGGUGACCAGGUGAUUGAACUGGCUUCUUCUAAGAAGAACAAAGAAAUUAAGGCGGGCGUUGAAGCCAAGUAGCAAAGGCAACUUUUGAAAAGGGGAUCAUUUUGCCAUGGAACAGCUCGCGGAUGUUUUGAAGAACAUGGCUCAAAUGGCCAUCACAAUUGACGAUCAAAGAUGCCAGGAGGGAGUGUUGUAUUUUGGUUCCUGUGUAGAGGGAUUCACUGCAUUUGAAUUGGCCUCAUUUGAUGAGAUUCCGGUGACUGGCAUCCUAUCUUCGAGCAGACUCCCAGCUGUGAGCUGGUGGAGAUUCACGAUGGCUGCUGACUAGAAAUUCAGUGCACCGAUCCGUGCCUUUUGUUUUCUUUUUCUUUUUUUUUUUCUUUUGGUGGUGGGGUUGUGGUUUGGAUAGGACAGACUUGGCUGUAUUGUAACUGGUGGUGGGUGUGUUUGGAUGCACAAGAGGGGAAGGUUUUUUUUCUGGAAUGGGGGUUGGUUUUUGCUUGUGAGGCAUCCAUUUAGGGCCACAGCUUCUCUCAAAUUAGAAGAGUGGGGCUGUAUCUUCAUUGUUGUAAAAGGGUACAAAAAAGAAAAAAAAAAAGAGA
Magnolia sinica is the source of this 2714-nucleotide messenger RNA. RefSeq names its product YTH domain-containing protein ECT4-like. The transcript is spliced from 9 exons. Lineage: Eukaryota; Viridiplantae; Streptophyta; Magnoliopsida; Magnoliales; Magnoliaceae. The coding region runs from base 355 to 2187 and encodes 610 amino acids. Gene Ontology annotation, biological process: mRNA destabilization. The record is from RefSeq and is a predicted model, not a curated record. Gene Ontology annotation, molecular function: mRNA binding. Gene Ontology annotation, cellular component: cytoplasm.